AUGGCUCCCAAGCUUCCUCCACUGCUUCUCUGCCUUCUCUUCCUCAAGGAGGCCACAUCCUUCUAUCUCCCUGGCGUUUCCCCCUCAUCGUACUCCCGAGGGGACCAACUCGAAGUCAAUGUCAACAGUCUCACACCUUCAAUAUCGCGGCACGAUGAGCAAAUCCACGCCGUGGUUGCCUAUGACUAUUACUACGAAGCUUUCCACUUUUGCCGACCUGCUGGAGGACCUGAGCCCAGAAGAGAGUCGCUAGGCAGUAUCAUAUUCGGCGACCGCAUCCAGAGCUCGCCCUUCCAGUUGUGGAUGGGAUUGAAUCAGACAUGCAAGAUCGCAUGUCAGGGCGAGACAUUCGACGAGAGGUCAACUACCUUCGUCAACAAAAGGAUCGAGGAGGCAUAUAACGUCAACUUUUUUGUCGAUGGACUUCCGGCGGCCGAGCUACGAGAAGAUCCCCUUACCCACGAACGGUUCGCCAGUCCCGGGUUUCCGCUGGGCAAGGUCCAAGAGGAUGGAACAAAGAUUCUACACAACCACUGGGAUAUUAUCAUCGACUACCAUAUGGCCGGACUCCGUGGGCUCAAAUACCGCGUGGUCGGCGUCCUGGUUCAGCCACAAUCAUACGCCGACUCUCGCCUGUCGGAAGACGGAAAGGAAAGUUGCGCUUUCAAUUCCGGCCCUGUUGUCCUAAAGGAAGGCGGAGGAACACAAGUUACCUAUACAUACAGCGUUUACUGGCGCCCUUCACAGACGGCUUGGGCUACGCGCUGGGACAAGUUGCUUCACAUCGUCGAUCCCAAAAUCCACUGGUUCUCUCUCAUCAACUCAGCCAUCUUUGUUGUCUUCCUCAUCGGUAUGGUCAGCACGGUGCUGGUCCGGGCGCUUCGCAAGGACAUUGCCAGAUAUAACCGACUGGAUAACAUCAACUUGGACGACCUCUCAGGGACCUCUGCUGUUGAUGAAGAUGUCCAAGAAGACUCGGGCUGGAAGCUGGUGCACGGCGACGUCUUCAGACCACCUCGUUAUGCGCUGUUAUUGAGCGUGUUGCUUGGAAAUGGCGCUCAGCUGUUUGUCAUGACGGCUUUGACAGUCGCCUUCGCCAUGCUAGGGUUUCUGUCACCUUCCAACCGGGGUUGGCUCACGUCCAUCGGUCUUCUGCUCUAUACCAUCUUUGGGUGCAUUGGCGGCUAUGUGUCGGCGCGAGCAUAUAAGAGCUUUGGUGGCGAGAAAUGGAAACUCAACAUUGCACUGACUCCUGUUUUUGUCCCCGGCAUUGUAUUUGGGACAUUUUUUCUACUCAACCUUUUCGUCUGGGCGAAAGGAGCAAGUGGCGCAGUGCCGUUCACGACAAUGCUGGCCAUCAUCGGCAUAUGGUUCCUCAUCAGCGUGCCGUUGAGUGUAGCUGGAUCAUGGUACGGAUUCAAAUCUCCGGCGAUCGAGUCACCGACCAGAGUCAACCAGAUUCCGCGACAAAUUCCGCCUGUGGCACGCUCGUUGCGUCUGAUACCCUCCCUUUUGCUCACGGGCAUUCUGCCAUUCUGCGCCAUCUUUGUGGAAUUGUACUUUAUCAUGACAUCACUGUGGACGAGUAAGAUCUACUACAUGUUUGGAUUUUUGUUCAUCUGCUAUGCGUUGAUGGUGAUGACUUGCGCUUGCACCACCAUCCUGCUGGUGUAUUUCUUGCUCUGCGCUGAAGAUUAUCGCUGGCAGUGGAGGGCCUUCUUUGGCGCAGGGAUGACUGGUGGCUACGUGUUUCUGAACGCAUUGGGAUUCUGGGCGACGAGAGUCACCUUUGGAGGACUCACUGGAGCGGUCCUCUAUGUGGGCUACUCAGGCCUCCUCAGUUUCUUGGUUGCAGUGCUCACAGGCACGAUCGGAUUUUUGUCGUCAUAUGUUUUCGUCCACCGCAUCUACGGGUCGAUCAAGGUAGACUGA
This is a messenger RNA of Fonsecaea multimorphosa CBS 102226, 1932 nucleotides long. RefSeq lists its product as uncharacterized. The record is from RefSeq and is a predicted model, not a curated record. Lineage: Eukaryota; Fungi; Ascomycota; Eurotiomycetes; Chaetothyriales; Herpotrichiellaceae. The transcript is spliced from 2 exons. Gene Ontology annotation, biological process: vacuolar transport; protein localization to membrane. Gene Ontology annotation, cellular component: endosome; fungal-type vacuole membrane. Bases 1 to 1932 code for a protein of 643 amino acids.